This is a messenger RNA of Eruca vesicaria subsp. sativa (arugula), 974 nucleotides long. NCBI's taxonomy places the organism in Eukaryota, Viridiplantae, Streptophyta, Magnoliopsida, Brassicales, Brassicaceae. The record is from the annotation of a GenBank genome assembly.
AUGAACUCAGCGUAUCGCAGCCUUCACUUGACAGCGUCUCGUCUCAUAAACCCUAAACUCGUCCAUCUUCUCCCUCUCUCCUCCAUCUCCACUGCUCCUCGCCGCCGUCGAAACUUAGCGACUCCUUCCUCAUCCUUCCCUUUCUCCUCAUCCUCUUCUUCUUCGUCUUUCUACAUUCCUAUGGCGGGAGUAGAUGACCAGGUCCCUCCACCGGAGUCUCAUUUGCUCGAGAAGCAGUUCGAGAGCUUCCGUGCUGAGCUUGAAGAUUCUGCAGCUUUGAGAGAGCAGAUUCGUGGUGUGGUUAUGGAGAUUGAGUCGGCCACGAGGCUCAUUCAAGCUAACCUACUUCUCGUUCAUCAGUCUCGACCCAUUCCUGAGAUCAUCGAGAAAGCUAAGGAAAAGAUCAAUGAUUUGAAGAAGUUUUACGGCCAGCUUGCUGAGAUUCUUCAGAAAUGUCCUGGACAGUACUAUAGGUACCAUGCGGAUUGGAGAAGUGAGACACAGGCAGUGGUUUCCCAGCUUGCUUUUAUGCACUGGCUAGAAACCGGAACUCUUCUUGUGCAUACAGAAGCUGAAGCCAAACUUGGGUUGAACAGUAUGGAGUUUGGACUGGAGACAGAAGAUUAUCUGACUGGAAUUUGCUUCAUGUCAAACGAUUUGCCUAGGUACGUGGUGAAUAGAGUAACAGCAGGAGACUAUGACUGUCCGAGAAAGGUGAUGAACUUCUUGACGGAUCUUCAUGCUGCCUUCCGUAUGCUCAACCUCAGGAACGAUUUUCUGCGCAAGAAGUUCGACAGUAUGAAAUAUGACUUGAGAAGAGUGGAAGAAGUGUACUAUGAUGUCAAGAUCCGAGGUUUGAUUUCUGGUGGAGAUGUUCCUCCUCCCAACGUCCAAGACCAAUCCUAAGUCUUUCACUCUACUCUUUGUGACUUUGUUUAGCUCUAUUGAUGAAACGGCAAGGAGUAUGUUUCUGU